AUGGGCGCCUGGGCUUUCAAACUAUUCACGUGCGACUACGAUCUCAACCUCAUCAAUGAACUCAACCAGGAGGCCGGCCUACCACAGCUUGAGCGACUCCAGACUGGUAAGACUACCACGGUCUUCAGCGACCCAGCUUCUGCCCGCAUGCUCGACCAUCGCACCCUCGACAAGGACAAAGAUGCACAGACCGUUAUAACAGAGUUCCCGACAGCGGCUGCUGGUGCGGCCACUCAAGGUCACGGUGCGCAGUACAGCUUGUAUGCAAGGCUUUGCUCCAACCCAGUCAACGUCCGCAGUCACCUGGACUCUGGCGUGCUGGCAAAGUUCUCAGCAGGGCUGAGACGUCAGAUCAACGCCGCCCAUGCUUGGUGGUUGAAGGGUGAGCUCACAGAUUGCUACGGACCUGGCUACCACCUCUGUAUGCUCAACGCUUGCGCAAUGACACUCGGUGCUCACGUAAGCGAGGAAGACAGAGUCGCUAUGCGAGCCGUCUACAGGGACUGCGAGUUCAUGCGCGACGCAGUCCUGCAGCUCGAAGCCGCCCUGGACUCAGACACCGGCUACGUGAAUGGCACACCAUGGGACUUCGGCCCAUCGUCCAUCGCAGACCUCGAACCAGCUUCUCCCGCUGACCUUGCUUUCCCGGCCAAAGGUGUCUUCAACACAAGCCUUAUCAACGUCCUCGGUCCAGAUCACGGCAGAGAGGAGGGCGAGAUGAACAGGUGGCGCAGUAUGCCAACCAUCGCAUCAGCCUCCGCCGCCGAAAAGGAGAGGACCAUCAAAAGCCUCGCUUCCAACCCGUACACCGACGAGAUGCUGGCAAAGCGCCAUCCGGACGGCAUGUGGAAGGACUACGUCUGUGGAGAGUGUGGCAGUGGAUCCAGCAAUGACCAUGCUCUGCUGAACUGUGCCAAGUGCAAGAAGCGCAGCUAUUGCUCAAAGACAUGCCAGAAGAAGCACUGGAGUCAGCACAAGCACUUCUGCAAGGCUCCUGGCAGCGCUCGCUGA
Messenger RNA from Fulvia fulva, 1011 nucleotides. RefSeq lists its product as uncharacterized. The transcript is spliced from 2 exons. The record is from RefSeq and is a predicted model, not a curated record. Bases 1 to 1011 code for a protein of 336 amino acids. NCBI's taxonomy places the organism in Eukaryota, Fungi, Ascomycota, Dothideomycetes, Mycosphaerellales, Mycosphaerellaceae.